This is a messenger RNA of Anarrhichthys ocellatus (wolf-eel), 3835 nucleotides long. RefSeq names its product B-cadherin-like. Gene Ontology annotation, molecular function: beta-catenin binding; calcium ion binding; cadherin binding. The transcript is spliced from 18 exons. The record is from RefSeq and is a predicted model, not a curated record. Gene Ontology annotation, biological process: multicellular organism development; cell-cell adhesion mediated by cadherin; homophilic cell-cell adhesion. Bases 373 to 3078 code for a protein of 901 amino acids. Lineage: Eukaryota; Metazoa; Chordata; Actinopteri; Perciformes; Anarhichadidae. Gene Ontology annotation, cellular component: cytoplasm; plasma membrane; adherens junction.
UUGAAGAAUGCUAUUCACUUAGCUCUGAUACAGCUGCUGGUCAAUACAACUGCUGUCAGUGUUUUAUCUGCUACUUGUUCAUGAGCAGGAAGUAACAGAAACUACUGGUAUCUGUCUCUACAGGUGUGUUCAGCCUGUAUGACCAUAUCGGGAACACGGAAACCGCGCACCUGUAGGCUGACGUCACACGCUGAAAGUACCUGCAGCAACUCGUCCAGCUGAACUCAGUCAGUAACUGAAUCUACCUUCACGAGAGAAGACAAAGAAGCCACGACGAAAAGUCGCAAAGGAAUAUAUAUUUUAAAAUCACCUCGCAAUUCAGUGGUUUUCUACUUUCAUUGCAAGGACUAUAGAAAUAGGGUUUACAGACAGAUGGGUACCGGCCGGGUCGCGGUUUUGGGCAUUUUAAUCGUCGUUUUUCUGGCCUCAUCUUUAUUGACUACUAAGGCGUCAACAUGUGUGCCUGGAUUCAAGUCGGAUGUGUUGAUUUUCCGGGUGUUCAGGAAGCACCUGAAGCAGGGCACGACACUGGGAAAAGUGGGCUUCUCUGACUGCACAGGCCGCACAAAAUUUCUUUUCAGCACCGAUAACAGCCAUUUCAAAGUACAGACAGAUGGCAUGUUGAAGGUAAAAAGACCAGCUGAUAUUCAUGGACACCGGGAAUUCUUUAUCCACUCCUGGGACUCACAAGGUCACAAAAUGAGUGUUCUUGUCAGAGUAGUGCACCAUGGGCAUCACCAUGGGAACCACCACCAUAAUGUCAAGCAUCACCAUGGAGAACGCAAACACCACAACCAUCAGCACCACCACACUGAAGUGGACUCUGCUAAUAACACAGAGGUGCCCAUUCUGAAUUUUCCCAAGACUGGUGAAGGGCUGAUAAGGAGGAAGAGAGACUGGGUUAUUCCUGAAUUAAAAGUUACUGAGAAUGACAGAGGACCCUACCCCCUACUAGUAGCUCAAAUCCGUUCUAAUGAGGAUAAAAUACAGAAGAUCCUCUACAGCAUCACUGGUCCAGGAGCCAGUGAGGAUCCUGUUGACCUUUUCACCAUGACCAAAAACACUGGUAAUCUGUAUCUCACACAACCGCUGGACAGAGAAUUAAUAGACAAGUACAUGUUUAAAGCACAUGCUGUGGCAGAAGGUGCAGGAACUGCCGAAGCGCCUAUGGACAUUAUAGUGAAAGUAACUGACCAGAAUGACAACAAACCAACUUUUGCUCAAGACACCUUCCUGGGAGAAGUUGCUGAGGCCUCGCCAAAAGGUUACGAGGUGAUUAAGGUUGUGGCCACAGAUAUUGACGAGCCAAAUACUGACGCCUCAGAUAUUCGCUACCGUAUUUUGAGCCAGGAUCCAGAUUUGCCCAACGAAUAUAUGUUUGUCAUCAACCCAGUCACUGGAGCCAUCCGGCUCAAUGCCGGCGGGCUUGACAGAGAGAAAUAUCCAAAGUACACUCUAGUGGUUCAAGUAGCAGACCUGAUGGGAGAAGGGUUGACUAGGGAAGCAAAAGUAAUCCUUACUGUCACAGAUAGCAACGACAAUGCUCCGGCCUUCACUCAGCCUUCCUAUGCGGCAUCUGUUCAAGAAAAUGCAGUGGACGCUCAUGUCGUUAGGAUGUUGGUCACAGAUGGUGACGAGCCACUUUCCCCAGCCUGGAACGCCAAGUUCACGAUUAUCAAUGGUGAUCCUGGAGGACAUUUCACUGUGAAAACAGGAAGUAACAAACAUGAAGGAAUCAUUUCUACUGCCAAGGGUCUUGACUUUGAGAGGAGCACCACGCACACUCUGUUGGUUGCAGUGGAGAAUGAGGUUCCUUUUGCUACUCCAUUGCCCACUGCCACUGCCACAGUGGUGGUGAGUGUGCUGGACGUCAAUGAAGCUCCAAUCUUUGAUCCAAUAGAAAAACAUGUGUCAAAACGGGAGGACCUUGCACCGGGCGGUGAUGUGGUGCAGUACACUGCUUCUGACCCAGACACUGCACGCAAACAGACAGUCAAGUAUAGAAUAAUUCGAGACCCUGCCGGAUGGCUGAAUGUGUCAGACAUGGGCCUGAUUAAAGUACGAAAGGGCAUGGAUAGAGAGGCCCUCUUCGUCAAGGACAACAAAUACACAGUACUCAUUGGUGCAUAUGACAAUGAUGAUGUCCCAGCCACAGGAACUGGUACACUAAUAAUCCAGCUUGAAGAUGUCAAUGACAAUGCACCCACCAUUGAGGAACGUUCAAUCAAGGUGUGUCACAAGGAAUCGGCUCCUCAGCUGCUGUCGGUGACGGAUAAAGAUGGACCGGGCUUUGCUGCUCCAUACAGCGUCUCAUUACAGGGCAUAUCGAAGACUAACUGGACCGCUAGGAUGAACGAUUCCAGAACUGGCAUCAUCCUGAAUUUAGCCACUGAGCUAGAAAGUGGAGAGUACACUGUGGUCCUCAGGGUUUCAGACAACCACGGCGAGGCACAGGACAGCACCGUCCAGGCCACAGUUUGUGACUGCACCGGGGAAGAAGUGAUCUGCAAAGGGCGUGUGGCAGGUGGCACUGAACUGCCCGUAAUCCUGGGAAUACUGGGAGGCAUCCUGUUGCUGCUCAUGCUCGUGUUGCUGCUGCUGCUUUUCGCGAGACGGAGGAGAGGAGAGCAGAAGGUACCUCUACUGCAAGACGACGACAUCAGAGACAACGUCUACUACUAUGAUGAAGAGGGCGGCGGGGAGGAUGAUCAGGACUAUGAUCUUGGUGUUCUCCACCGUGGUCUUGACAACCGGCCCGAGGUGUUCAGAAAUGACGUGGUGCCAAACUUCAUGCCGGCUCCUCAGUACCGGCCUCGGCCCGCCAACCCAGAGGAAAUCGGCAACUUCAUCGACGAUAACCUGAAGGCAGCCGACAACGACCCGACCGCACCCCCUUACGACUCCCUGCUGGUGUUCGACUAUGAAGGAGGCGGCUCUGACGCAGGAAGCCUCUCCUCUCUGAACUCGUCUUGCAGCGGAGACCAGGACUACAACUGCCUCAAUGAGUGGGGAUCCCGCUUCAAGAAACUGGCCGACAUGUACGGAGGAGGAGAAGAUGACGAUGACGACAUGAUGUAAAUGUCCCAAAGGGAAAGUAAUAUGGCUGUGUGAAUGUUAGAUUGAUGCAAGCAUGGACUGGUGAAUGACUGCAUCCCAGGGAAAUUAUAGUGCAGCCAGACAUCGGUAGGCCCACAGAUGUUGUUUUCUGUGUGGGGAUUGAGGUUUGUUGUCAAUUCAGUCCUGUCAGCAGUUACCAGCCACUGCUCGGAAGCCAAAGAAUGAGUUUUUUUUUUAGUUGUUUUUUUUAUACAUGAGUUCUUUCUGCCUGUCUUUUAAAACCCUGUUUAGUUCUAUGCUAAAGACUAACUUUGCCUUUUGUAAACGUUCUGUUCAUUGAGACGUGGAGCCACGCAUCAGUCUCGAUGGUGAUUCACAGAUAUUUCAGCCUGUGUUGUAGCUUACUGGGCGACACUGGACACUUGCAGUUGCACUGGUAACAUUUGUGUAUUUUUGGCAAUGUAUGGUACUUUUAUGGAGUUUGUACUACUGCUUCAAUUAGAUUUUUUUUUUUUAGAUGUUUUAUAUUUGAGUAAUGAAAUUUUAAAUGAUCAAGGGAAAUCAGGUAGCUAGCCAACACAUCACCCACUGAGGGCAGAGUUCAAUGCAUUAUGAAUGAAUGCUUCUUAAGAUGCUUGAUUAGUGUCUGUUCAGUUGGCAUCUUAAUUACAUUGUAAUGUCAAAACACUUUUUGCCGUUGCCUUCAGUGGUACUUUUUUUUGCAAAUGCUUUGUUAAUUUUGAAUUUGUUUAUAAAGUUAUCUUAAUGCAAUAAUGGA